AUGGCCGGGGAAGCGAGGCGCGGGCCGGGACCCCGAGGGGCCGCCGUCCCGGAGGCGGUGAUGCUGCUGCUGUGCCUGGGGGUCCCGAUCGUGCGCUCCUACAACGUGGACACCGAGAACCCGCUGCUCUACCAGGGGCCCCCGGACACCCUCUUCGGCUACUCGGUGGUGCUGCACAGCCACGGGGCGCACCGCUGGCUCCUAGUGGGCGCGCCCAGGGCCAACUGGCUGGCCAAUGCUUCCGUGGUCCAUCCCGGGGCGAUUUACAGAUGCAGGAUUGGAAAGAAUCCGGGCCAGACCUGCGAGCAGCUCCAGUUGGGUAGCCCUCAUGGAGAACCUUGUGGAAAGACUUGUGUGGAAGAAAGAGACAAUCAGUGGUUGGGAGUCACACUUUCCAGGCAGCCAGGAGCAAAUGGAUCCAUAGUGACAUGUGGGCAUAGAUGGAAAAAUAUUUUUUACAUUAAAACUGAAAAUAAGCUCCCUACUGGUGUUUGCUAUGGAAUACCUUCUGAUUUACGAGCAGAACUGAGUAAAAGAAUAGCUCCAUGUUAUCAAGAUCAUGCAAAAAAGUUUGGAGAAAAUUAUGCAUCAUGUCAAGCUGGAAUAUCUAGUUUUUACACAACGGAUUCAAUUAUAAUGGGAGCUCCAGGAUCAGCUUAUUGGACUGGAUCUCUUUUUGUCUACAAUAUAAUUACAAAUAAAUUCAAGGCAUUUUUAGACAGAGAAAACCAAGUAAAAUUUGGAAGCUACCUAGGGUACUCAGUUGGAGCUGGUCACUUUCGAAGUCAGCACACAACUGAAGUAGUUGGGGGAGCCCCCCAACAUGAACAGAUUGGCAAAGCAUACAUAUUCAGCAUUGGUACAAAAGAACUAAAUAUCAUACAUGAAAUGAAAGGUAAAAAGCUUGGCUCUUACUUUGGAGCUGCUGUCUGUGCCGUGGACCUCAAUGCCGAUGGCUUUUCAGACCUACUCGUGGGAGCUCCCAUGCAGAGUGUUAUCAGAGAGGAAGGAAGAGUGUUUGUGUACAUCAACUCUGGCUCGGGAGCAGUAAUGAAUGAAAUGGAAGUAGUACUUGUUGGAAGUGACAAAUAUGCUGCAAGAUUUGGGGAAUCUAUAGCUAAUCUUGGUGACAUUGAUAAUGAUGGCUUUGAAGAUGUUGCUAUUGGAGCUCCACAAGAAGAUGAUUUGCGAGGUGCUAUUUACAUUUACAAUGGCCGAGAGGAUGGGAUUGCAUCAACCUUCUCACAGAGAAUUGAAGGAAUUCAGAUCAGGGAGUCUCUAAGUAUGUUUGGACAGUCAAUAUCUGGACAAAUUGAUGCAGAUCACAAUGGAUAUGUAGAUAUAGCAGUUGGUGCUUUUCGAUCUAAUUCUGCUGUUAUACUAAGGACAAGACCUGUUGUGAUUGUUGAAGCUUCUUUGAACCAUCCUGAGUCAGUAAACAGAACAAAGUUUGACUGUGUUGAAAAUGGAUUACCAUCUGUGUGCAUGGAUCUAAAGCUCUGUUUCUCAUACAAGGGCAAAGACGUUCCAGAUUAUAUAGUGUUACUCUAUAACAUGAGUCUGGAUGUGAACCGAAAGGCAGAGACUCCAUCCAGGUUCUACUUUUCUUCUAACGGAAGUUCUGAUGUGAUAACAGGGAGCAUAAAAGUAUCACACAAAAUAGCCAGCUGUCACACCCAUCAAGCAUUUAUGCGGAAAGAUGUGCGGGACAUCCUCACCCCAAUUCAGAUUGAAGCUGCUUACUCCCUUGGGCAUGAGGUCCUCAGCAAACAAGGCAAUGAGGAAUUCCCACCACUACAGCCGAUUCUGCAGCAGAAAAAAGAAAAAGACAAGAUUGAAAAAACAGUACACUUUGCAAGGUUUUGUGCUAAUGAAAAUUGUUCUGCUGAUUUACAAGUUAAUACAAAAAUUGGAUUUUUGAAGCCACAUGAAAAUAAAACCUAUCUUGCUAUUGGAAGUAUGAAGACAUUAAUGUUGAAUGUAUCCUUGUUUAAUGCUGGAGAUGAUGCUUAUGAAACAACUCUCCACAUCCAACUCCCCUCCGGUCUUUACUUCAUUAAGAUUUUGGACCUGGAGGAGAAGCAAAUAAACUGUGAAGUGACAGACAACUCUGGCAUAGUAAAACUUGACUGCACUGUCGGGUAUAUAUAUGUAGAUCAUCUCUCAAGGAUAGAUAUUAGCUUUCUCCUGGAUGCAAGCUCACUCAGCAAAGCAGAGGAAGACCUCAACAUCACUGUGCAUGCUGCCUGUGAAAAUGAAGGGGAUGUGGGCAGUCUCAAGGACAACAGAGCCACGUUAGCAAUACCACUGAAAUAUGAAGUUAUGCUCAGUGUUCACGGGUUUGUAAACCCAACGUCAUUUGUGUAUGGCUCACAGGAAGAAAAUGAGCCUACAACAUGCAUGGAAGAGAAAAUGAAUUUCACUUUCCAUGUCAUUAACACUGGUUCUGGCAUAGCUCCAAAUGUUAGUGUUGAAAUAAUGAUUCCAAAUUCUUUUAUGCCUCAAAACUAUGAGCUGUUCAACAUUUUGGAUGUCCAGAGUACUACUGGAGAAUGCCAUUUUAAGAACUAUGAAAGAAUAUGUGCGUUUGAACAACAAAAAGGAAUGAACAUCCUGAAAGACAUGUACCUCUUCUUUGCAAAGACUGAUAAAAUGCUCUUUUACUGCAUGAAAGUUGAUCCAGAUUGUUUAACUGUCUUAUGCAAUUUUGGGAAAAUGGAAAGUGGAAAAGAAGCCAGUGUUCAUAUUCAGCUGGAAGGCCGGCCAUCCCUCUUACAAAUAGAUGAAAGUUCAGCACUCAAGUUUGAAAUAAGAGCAACGGCUUUCCCAGAGGCAAAUCCAAAAGUUAUUGAAUUGAACAAGGAUGAAAAUGUUGCACUUGUUCUACUGGAAGGACUGCAUCACCAAAAGCCUAAACGCCAUUUUACGAUAACGAUUGUCAUCGGCAGUUUGCUGCUUGGACUUAUUUUACUCUUACUGAUUUCAGGUGCCAUGUGGAAGGUUGGCUUCUUUAAAAGACAGUAUAAAUCUAUCUUACAAGAAGAAAACAGAAGAGACAGUUGGAGUUAUGUGAACAGUAAAAUCAAUGAUGAGGAUGAUGAUCACUGAUAUUUCUUUUAAAUUGAGAGACAAAUGA
Sorex araneus (European shrew) is the source of this 3136-nucleotide messenger RNA. It is a transcript of the gene ITGA4, whose product is annotated as integrin subunit alpha 4. The coding region runs from base 1 to 3108 and encodes 1035 amino acids. Gene Ontology annotation, cellular component: integrin complex; external side of plasma membrane. Lineage: Eukaryota; Metazoa; Chordata; Mammalia; Eulipotyphla; Soricidae. Gene Ontology annotation, molecular function: integrin binding. Gene Ontology annotation, biological process: cell-matrix adhesion; integrin-mediated signaling pathway; cell-cell adhesion. The transcript has 28 exons. The record is from RefSeq and is a predicted model, not a curated record.